This is a messenger RNA of Zophobas morio, 359 nucleotides long. Its product is annotated as splicing factor 3B subunit 5-like. The record is from RefSeq and is a predicted model, not a curated record. NCBI's taxonomy places the organism in Eukaryota, Metazoa, Arthropoda, Insecta, Coleoptera, Tenebrionidae. Gene Ontology annotation, biological process: mRNA splicing, via spliceosome. Gene Ontology annotation, cellular component: precatalytic spliceosome; U2 snRNP. The coding region runs from base 61 to 318 and encodes 85 amino acids. The transcript has 5 exons.
CCUCUUUUAGGGGGCUCGUGCUUGCCCUCCUUUUGUAGUGUCUACUGUUGCCUCUCAGUUAUGGAUGCCCGUUAUAAUCUCCAGAGUCAAUUGGAGCAUCUUCAAAUGAAGUAUGUCGGCACUGGAAUGGCAGAUACUAAUAGAUUCGAAUGGUUGGUCAACCAGCACAGAGAUACGUAUGCUUCUUAUAUAGGCCAUCACGAUAUUGUUAGCUAUGUUGCUAUAGCUGAAAACGAAAGUAUAGGUCGUGUAAAGUUUAAUAUGCUAAAAAAAAUGUUUGUUCCUUGCGGUCUUCCUUUGAAGAAAGAAGACGAUUAAUUUUAAAAAAGUUUCGUAUUAUUUGUCUUUGUAUUAUUAUA